Brassicogethes aeneus is the source of this 2433-nucleotide messenger RNA. The record is from the annotation of a GenBank genome assembly. NCBI's taxonomy places the organism in Eukaryota, Metazoa, Arthropoda, Insecta, Coleoptera, Nitidulidae.
GGACCACGCGAUGUGUGCAGAAAUGAGAUAUUGCGGAACCGGGUUGUCGUAGAUUUAUUCGUAAAACACUAAUCAACAUUCGUCUGUCAAAGAACAAUAUGGCAGUCGGAAAGCAAUAAUUUUACGUUUAUUUUUGUGAUAUUUCGCACGAGUGAUAGAAAAAAAGUGAAAUUCAUGUGGUAGUGUCGACGUGUGAUGAGCGAAAUGUUACCGUCAUUUACGCCUCCGGUUGUUAAACGUUUGUUGGGUUGGAAAAAAGGCUCAGACGCUGAUGACAAAUGGUGUGAAAAAGCAGUGAAAAAUUUGGUGAAAAAGUUGAAGAAAUCUGGCGCUCUAGAGGAAUUGGAACGUGCCAUUUCCUCUCAAAAUCAUAACACCAAGUGUGUAACUAUUCCCAGGGUUAGACCGAAUGCAGAUUUGAGCAGCGUACAGCAGCAACGCAAAGGCUUGCCCCACGUGAUAUACUGCAGAUUGUGGAGAUGGCCGGAACUACAGUCUCACCACGAGCUCAGGGCACUCGAUAAUUGCGAGUAUGCUUACUCUUUGAAAAAGGAGGACGUUUGCAUUAACCCUUAUCACUACACAAGGAUCGAAAGUCCAGCGUUACCUGCUAUUCUUGUACCUCGUCACACACUGGGUGACGAAAACAACCUUUUUCCACAUUCUUUGGAGGACUUGAGCACCUCUGUACCGGAAAACACGUCGUUUCCACACAACACAAAUUCUUUAGGUUUACAUAUGCAACACACAGGUUACCUUGACGAUGUAGGAAUAUGCCAGAACGGCGCCCCCACAAGCAUGGAAUCGCCCCACAGCGUCCUGCCCCCCACAGAAACCCCCCCUCCAGGUUACAUGUCAGAAGAUGGUGACCCCAUUGACCCCAACGACAAUAUGAGUAUGUCUCCACCGAGUCCGCCAGUCGAUGCCCAGCCAGUAUUGUAUUGCGAGCCAGCGUUUUGGUGCAGCAUCAGCUAUUACGAGCUCAAUACGCGGGUAGGCGAAACUUUUCACGCAAGCCAACCCUCUAUAACUGUCGAUGGAUUCACAGAUCCAAGUAACUCAGAAAGAUUUUGCUUGGGUCUUCUGUCGAACGUGAACCGUAAUUCGGUCGUCGAGCAGACCAGAAGGCACAUAGGAAAGGGAGUAAGACUGUAUUAUAUAGGUGGAGAAGUUUUCGCAGAGUGUCUGAGCGAUUCGAGCAUAUUCGUGCAGUCGCCGAAUUGCAACCAAAGAUACGGCUGGCAUCCUGCCACUGUAUGCAAAAUACCUCCAGGUUGCAACUUGAAAAUUUUCAACAAUCAAGAGUUCGCUGCUCUGCUGUCGCAGUCGGUUAGUCAAGGUUUUGAGGCUGUCUACCAGCUCACCAGGAUGUGUACGAUUAGGAUGUCCUUUGUUAAGGGAUGGGGUGCUGAAUACAGGCGUCAAACGGUCACGUCGACUCCCUGCUGGAUCGAGUUACAUUUGAACGGCCCUUUGCAAUGGCUGGACCGGGUCCUCACUCAAAUGGGCUCGCCCCGCCUUCCGUGCAGCUCCAUGUCCUAAGUUUUAUUUUUAAGCUUCACAACUCAGCUCUAUUAUACAAAACUGAACACUACGUACUACUUCAUUUUGUUUUUAAGGGGCAUAUUAGCUACUGUUAGGAAAUACUUUCUAACACCCUGACGGUUUUUUGGGCACUAUCCUCUUGUCAAAAUAAAGAAAAAAAACUAGGUUUGUUCCAGCAGUAGGCACGGUGGUCAAAACUAAAGUAUAGGAAGAAACAAAAAUGCCAACCAAAACUGAUAGCAUAAUCUGAUUAUAGACUCUUGUAUAGGUACUAAAUGUAUUUAUCAAAAUCCCAGCUGAUCCUUAUUAAAGUUUUGCAUAUUUCUUAGUAUUUUAAAACUAUGCCAUUUCGAUAAAAUACUCUAGUACCAUUAUCAAAUGAUUUUAAAAAUUUGGCAGAUACAUGACUGAAAAUAUGGAUAAAUUACAUUAUAAAUACAAAAUAAUGUAAAAUACAGUUUGCAAUAUCUUAUUUAUUGUUUUAAGGUACCUAAUAUAAAACUAAUAAAUAACUAAAGAUUCUUUGAAGCAAAAUCGAUUACUGCUUGCCUUAAAUUUUCAGUAAAACUUUCUCUUGGGUUUUACAUGGAAUUGUUUUCAACAUGGAAACAGUAUUUUUAAAUUCUUCAGUCUCUGUACAAACAUGCUUCUUACAUCUAGCGAUAUCCCCUAGAAAGGAAGAGCAUAUCAAAACUUUAUUUCGUUCGUCCGUCCUCUUCCCUUAAUAAUUUUUUAUGCCCUUUAUAUCUUGCCAUUUUGCAGAUAAAGCACAUACAUUCUUGGCUGCCGCGAAAUUCUCUAGCAAUUUCUAAAUUUUGAAAAUUUGGCAAUUGUGGCUAUGCAAAAAUACCGUUUUUACCAUAUUGAAGUAGGUAAUUUUGAAUUACU